AUGUAUAUUAUACAGGGUGUUACAAGGAGUCAUUUCUAUGGAUAUGGCCUUCCAACUUUAUCUUGGAAACAAAGCUUGAAUGUUUGCAUUGAAGCUUCAAGAGGACGCCAUUUUCUUCAUACUUCCUAUGUUACACCUGUCAUUCACCACGAUGUGAAAUCCGUUAAUAUUUUAUUGGACGGUAAUCUCAAUGCCAUAGUAGUAUAUUUUGGAAUAUCAAGAAUCGGUCCCAAUGAGGAUCAAACUCGUGUCAGUACUGUCGUCAAGGAUACUGUUGGAUACCGCGAUUCCAGGUACUCUAUGAGAGAGAAAUUUAUGGAAAAAUCUGAUGUUAAUUCAUUUGGAGUUGUCCUGAUUGAAAAGCUCUAUGUCAGUCCUGUCAUUGAUCCAAUACUUCUUAGUGAUGAGAUCAAUUGUUGA
Vicia villosa (hairy vetch) is the source of this 420-nucleotide messenger RNA. RefSeq names its product receptor-like protein kinase HERK 1. Gene Ontology annotation, biological process: protein autophosphorylation. Lineage: Eukaryota; Viridiplantae; Streptophyta; Magnoliopsida; Fabales; Fabaceae. The record is from RefSeq and is a predicted model, not a curated record. Bases 1 to 420 code for a protein of 139 amino acids. Gene Ontology annotation, molecular function: transmembrane receptor protein tyrosine kinase activity; ATP binding. Gene Ontology annotation, cellular component: plasmodesma; plasma membrane. The transcript has a single exon.